Messenger RNA from Helobdella robusta, 1101 nucleotides. RefSeq lists its product as hypothetical. Lineage: Eukaryota; Metazoa; Annelida; Clitellata; Rhynchobdellida; Glossiphoniidae. The coding region runs from base 1 to 1101 and encodes 366 amino acids. The transcript has 3 exons. The record is from RefSeq and is a predicted model, not a curated record.
AUGGAUGACAUUAACAAUAGUAACAACAACAACCACAACGACGUCUACUACAUCAUCAACAACAACAACAACAACAACAACAACGAUUUUAUGAAUACGGACUCGUGUUUGGUUCUGCUUGUUGACAACAACAACAACAUUAUAAAUAACAUCAACGUGGGCAGAAUUGUUGAAAACAACGUCAACAACAACUACAACACCAUCAUUAAUGACAUCAAUAACAACUACAUAGAUGACGUCACUAACAACAACGACAUCAACGUCAAUGAUGUCAUUGACUUCGACUACCUCUACAACAUAGAUUCCAUGAAUGACUUACCAGAUGAGACCCUUGAAACAAUGUUAGCCACAAAUUCAAUAGCAAGCCAAAAUGUUUUACAAAAUGUUAACCCGUCUACACUUCAAACUCUAUCCUUUUGCAAUACUCCAUUAGACGAGGAUACCAACCUGGAAUCGAAUUAUGAACAUUCAACUUAUUUCAACGACACCACAGAUAAUGGUUUUAUUUUUACUGAUAGUAUUAAUAAUAGUAACAACAACAACAACAACAAUAAUAAUAAUAAUAAUAAUAAUAACAAUUAUAAUGAUGUUUUCAAUUGCAACAACAGCAUAGAAAGUUAUAGUAAUAGUAUUUUUAGUAAUACUAGUGACAGCGAUACUACCAACAAUAGAUUUAAAGUCAGUAAUAGAAGUAGUAGUAGUAGUAGAAGUAGGAAUAUUUUCAACUACAGCAACAGUGGCAGUGCUAGCUGUAGUAGUUCUGAGGUCUAUAAUAAAAAAUUAAAACUUCGUGAAUUCAUCGAGAUGCAUUUAAACAACGAAGACAUUCCUGGUAAUGAUCUUUUUGUUCUUGAUAAUGAUGAAAAUGAUGGUGAUGAUAGCUGCAAUGCGCGCCUCCUCAAAGGCGGAAACUGCCGCUUGACGACCUUGGCAAAAGAAGGUGUAACCAGCACCUCUCUCUUCAAACUGUGUUGCUUCAGAGAUUCUUGUCUCGCUGAGCGCAGCAACAUCGAUGUCAUAACGCGCAAGUUCACGCGCAACAAUGGCAGAUCGACGUUUAUGACAUCUCCCAAGAUCCAACAUUGUUCGGACGUUCCAUGA